Messenger RNA from Symbiodinium pilosum, 339 nucleotides. NCBI's taxonomy places the organism in Eukaryota, Dinophyceae, Suessiales, Symbiodiniaceae. The record is from the annotation of a GenBank genome assembly.
GACCUCUACUUCACGUACCAGGACUUCACACACGACGUCAACAACAACGACAACGGUGGGGACCUGUCUGUGGACCUCCUCAACGAUGGCAAUGGCUGGGAGUGGAGGGUUGACAUGCGCAAGCAGGGAGAAGGAAAUGAUUGGUUCUUCAUCAGCCACUGCUCAGACUUUGCGUUCACCUCCUGCGAAGUGUGGUGUCUCGAGCCGGGAGCAACAUACGAUGUUCGAGUUCAGCUGGCAUCAACAGUGCCAGAAUUGAUGAUAUAUGACAUCUUCCUGAGCGUGGUCCGUGUGCCUUAUGUGCGAGCAGGUAUGCCGGAGGACCGAGCCUGCAGGUAG